Messenger RNA from Dicentrarchus labrax (European seabass), 762 nucleotides. RefSeq lists its product as uncharacterized. Lineage: Eukaryota; Metazoa; Chordata; Actinopteri; Moronidae. The record is from RefSeq and is a predicted model, not a curated record. The transcript is spliced from 7 exons. The coding region runs from base 1 to 645 and encodes 214 amino acids.
AUGAAGAGCUUCACCUUAAUAACAGCUUUACUUCUCUGCAGCCUCAGCUGGAUCUCUGUCUCAGGUUCUGAGUCUCAGACUGUGGAGGUUCAGCCUGGUGAAAAUGUCACACUGCUGUGCUCCAACAUUUAUAGAGUUACAAUUCAGGCGGAGUGGUUCAGAGUGACCAACAGAACCAAACCCAGCUGCAUUUCCCAUCUGUUCAGUGCUGAUGAUGAAGCUGGUAAAAAGCAAGUGAAUUUAUCUGACUGUGGACUGUAUUUCUGUGGAUUUUACCAAAAUGGAUACACCGUCAUUUCCACUGCAACAUAUUUAAAUGUUAAAGGUGAUGGUGAAUCUGAUGAUGAAGUGGAUUUUCACACUGACAGUAUGAUAGUCGAGGCUGAUGGAAUGACAACCCUAAUGAGUGUGAUCCUCGGUGGUCUGACUGCUGUCCUCACUAUAGUCAUCAUUGUUCUGGCUGUUAAAAUCAGGAAACUUCAGACAGCUGUGAAGGAAGAAGCACAGCCAGAAAGAAACAAGAAUCUGGACUCAGAUGACCUGAACUACGCAGCUCUACGUUUCCAGGCGAAACCAAAAAGAAACCACAGACCUGCACCAGAGAGAGAGCUGGAGCCACAUGUUGUGUAUGCUGCCACCAGAUAGACUCAACUGGGACUGUAGCUCUGAGUGGAACUGAUGCUUUAUCACAUUAAUCUGCUGUUGUGUUUUUGUGUGUGAGUAAUGGGUGGAAAGAGUCCAAAAAUAAACUUUGAUUCUGUA